Haemorhous mexicanus (house finch) is the source of this 2236-nucleotide messenger RNA. It is a transcript of the gene HNRNPD, whose product is annotated as heterogeneous nuclear ribonucleoprotein D. The record is from RefSeq and is a predicted model, not a curated record. The transcript has 8 exons. Gene Ontology annotation, biological process: regulation of gene expression. Gene Ontology annotation, cellular component: nucleoplasm. Gene Ontology annotation, molecular function: RNA binding. Lineage: Eukaryota; Metazoa; Chordata; Aves; Passeriformes; Fringillidae. Bases 16 to 984 code for a protein of 322 amino acids.
GGCGGCGGCGGCGCCAUGUCGGAUCAGCAGUUCGCUCUGGACUCGGCGGCGGUAGCGGCUGGCGCCGGGGGCAGCGCGGCCGAGCCGGCGGAGCAGCCUGAGGGGCAGGCGGGGGCGGGGAGCACCGAUGGGGGAGGCGGCGGCGGCGGCGGGGUCGAGUCGGAGGGAGCCAAGAUCGACGCCAGCAAGAACGAGGAGGACGAGGGGAAGAUGUUCAUUGGUGGCCUUAGCUGGGACACAACGAAGAAGGAUCUGAAGGACUACUUCUCCAAGUUUGGUGAAGUUGUGGACUGCACUCUGAAGUUGGACCCCAUCACUGGGAGAUCGAGAGGCUUCGGCUUUGUGCUCUUCAAAGAGUCGGAGAGCGUGGAUAAGGUCAUGGACCAGAAAGAACACAAGCUGAAUGGAAAGGUCAUUGAUCCAAAAAGAGCUAAAGCCAUGAAAACAAAAGAACCCGUUAAAAAGAUUUUUGUUGGGGGCUUAUCUCCAGACACACCUGAGGAGAAAAUACGGGAAUACUUUGGAGGUUUUGGUGAGGUCGAAUCCAUAGAGCUCCCCAUGGACAACAAAACUAACAAGAGGCGUGGAUUUUGCUUCAUUACUUUCAAGGAGGAGGAACCAGUGAAGAAAAUAAUGGAAAAGAAAUACCACAAUGUUGGGCUUAGUAAAUGUGAAAUAAAAGUAGCCAUGUCAAAGGAACAGUACCAGCAGCAGCAGCAGUGGGGGAGUCGGGGAGGAUUUGUUGGAAGAGCUCGAGGGAGAGGUGGAGGCCCCAGUCAAAGCUGGAACCAGGGAUACAGCAACUACUGGAAUCAGGGGUAUGGGAACUAUGGUUACAACAGCCAAGGCUAUGGUGGUUAUGGAGGAUAUGACUACACUGGUUACAACAACUACUAUGGAUAUGGCGACUAUAGCAAUCAGCAGAGUGGUUAUGGAAAAGUAUCUCGGCGAGGUGGUCAUCAAAAUAGCUACAAACCAUACUAAAUUAUUCCAUUUGCAACUUACCCCAAACAGCGGGAACUUCCUUGCAGGCCCUGUGUCGCGCUGACUUCACGAUUCUCACAGGCCCGCUCAAUGCGGACAGGGUACGAGAUGCUCACGCUCUCGAAUGCUGCCGUUUGGUAUGGUCUCUUCCAACAUCCUGUAUCAGCAUUAUAAAAUAAAAUGGAUACUUCAAGCUUUGCCUUCACUUAUUUCUUUGCUUUUAAAACUAUUUGUAAUGUAAUUUAAUGCAUUUUUUACAGGCCCAGUAAUGGUUAAAUACGUCAGCUUACUGAAUAAUUUUAACUUUGUUCUUCUAAGGAUACAGCUUGUCUCUGGAUUUUCCAGUCUUAAUUUUAUAUUUUAUUAAUCUAUUUUAAUGCUUGCUUUUCCCAUUUAUAGACAUUGUAGCAGUAAUUGCAAGAAGUUCUUGAGCUGAAUUCCUGUUGUGUCGACUUCUCCUUAGCUUCCGAAUACAAUCCUACUAUAGUAAUUAAUGUAACUUUUUCUUUUGGUUGUAUUUUCUUAACUUAACAGAUAAGCUAAUGACACUCUAGAGUGGGUCGGCACAAAUCUUAAAUGCGACUUUUGGGCCCAGAAGGUCCAUCCACCGAAAUAGUUUUGGUGGUGGUUAUGGGUAUCCACCAUGUUUAUAACAUCUAAGUCUAGAAGCAUUUCCGAAGUAAAUUUGCAUACAAUGAAAAGCUUGUCUUAAACAUUGGUGCACAUGUGGAUUUCCAGCUCAUGGACUCUUCUGUUCAGCUUUAAUUUUAAAAAGCAUAUAUUUACAUGAUUAAUGUUGAUAUACUAUAUUUACAUAGAGUGGGAAAUAGGGGUAUCUAAAGUGCAGUUGUCUGUUAAUAAAAAAAGCCAACAAAAAAACUUUUCUGCUAGCUGUCGGUUUUCACAGAAUGACUUCUUUCUCUUUUCUUUUUCCUAGGUGGAGACGCAGUAUUUUCUCAUUUGAAGAUUCAAUUGAGGUGGCACAUGCUACCUGCUAAUAGCAGUUGAAACUAAUUUUUGUAUCAAGUCCAUGAAUUGGAAGUAAGACGUUGGGUCCCUCUGAAGUUUAAUUGAGUUUUCAUUAAGAAAAAAUUGCUUUCAUGGUCUUAUUUCUUAAUUGCUAUGCUUAAGAAUCAAUUUGUUUUAUCCCUUCCUCAGUAUUGUAGCUCAAGUCUUGUGUUCCAAAGCCCAGUGUGACAGUGUCAUGAUGUAGUAGUGUCUUACUGGUUUUUUAAUAAAUCUUUUUGUAUAA